CAUUUGGAUGUUGACGGGCCCCAACUUCGAGUCUGACUAUGUCGAGCUUCGGACAACGCAGUAUGGCGGACGCUCCCUCUUUGCAGCUCGCGAUACCCCAGCCGGAACACGCGUUCAUUCGAGCCCAGGUCCCUUUGCGCAUGUCAUCUACAAGGAUUACCGACGCGAAGUAUGUGCACAGUGCUUCGCAUACGCUGCCAGCGACUCCGCGCCUGUCAAGGUCGUGCAAUCCCGUGUGUGGAGCAUAAAAUGCAAUCCUGGAGGACUCCAAGCCUCUGCUGCCUGGUUUUGCAGCGAAGAUUGCAAAAAGACUUGGGAGAAGGACGAGACAGGGCUGCUUCAGCUGCAGCUAGAUGCGGCCUUGACGAAAGCUCUGGUAGCCUCUCGCAGGAAAGGUUCCAAGUCGACCAACACGCCCUCCUUCGGUUCUGCAGACGAUCUCACACAAGACGCCAUCGACCAAGCAUGGAAAAAUGUACAGGAACUCGUGGCAUCGAAAGCACGGCUCGCCGCAUUUUGCGCGACUAUCGACCUCGAGGACAUGGAACUAGAGAUUGCGAGGUUGCUCGUAUCCGCCAUCGUCCUCCGACACGUCUCAGGCAGUAAUACCAACGGUGUUGUUGAUUCCGAUUCGCAUCGUAACGAGAUACAGUCGUGGAUCCAUUUCCUACAUAUCCAAAACAACGAACUUGCGAACGUCCGCGAACGCCAGCACAUUUUAUCCGCUCAUCUUCGAAUAUACGCUUUCCUUUGCAACGCACUUCCAAGGUAUCUCCUGCAGUACACACCGACGACCGUGCGCGAGGUGCUUGCAAGAGACACCGGGAACGCUUUCGGUAUCUGGGACGGCGAUCGCAGGGACGAGAUGUUAGGGUGGGGAAUUUGGAUCAGUGCCAGCUACUUCAAUCACAGUUGUUCCCCAAACAUCCGCAAGAUACGUCAAGGCAGGACGUUGUAUUUUGAAACGAGCCGCGCUGUGUCAGCCGGGGAAGAACUGUGCAUCAGCUACGUUGACACCGAUCAACCCGUCGAACAGAGGCAGAAGGAUCUGGAGUCGAGCUGGUUCUUUAGAUGUGGUUGCAGCCGGUGCAACACGGAGUCUAGAGCGUAGAUAGAUUACAUAGAUGGAUAGAUAGGGACCAAUUGUAGCGG
Messenger RNA from Pisolithus orientalis, 1152 nucleotides. RefSeq names its product SET domain-containing protein. The transcript is spliced from 2 exons. The coding region runs from base 8 to 1111 and encodes 367 amino acids. Gene Ontology annotation, cellular component: nucleus. The record is from RefSeq and is a predicted model, not a curated record. Gene Ontology annotation, molecular function: protein binding. NCBI's taxonomy places the organism in Eukaryota, Fungi, Basidiomycota, Agaricomycetes, Boletales, Pisolithaceae.